Messenger RNA from Cryptomeria japonica (Japanese cedar), 3664 nucleotides. Its product is annotated as probable UDP-N-acetylglucosamine--peptide N-acetylglucosaminyltransferase SPINDLY. Gene Ontology annotation, molecular function: protein binding. NCBI's taxonomy places the organism in Eukaryota, Viridiplantae, Streptophyta, Pinopsida, Cupressales, Cupressaceae. The transcript is spliced from 18 exons. The coding region runs from base 211 to 3060 and encodes 949 amino acids. The record is from RefSeq and is a predicted model, not a curated record.
AAAUGAAAAAAAAAGCGUAUCGGAUUUUGGCGAAAAUUUAGUCGAAGGGACUCAGCGGGACGACGUUUAAACGGUCGUUAUGUUUAGCGGAGGAAGAAAGCAGAGCCGUUCUUUGCAGCGAAUGGAAGGCUCUUGAUUUUGUUUUUAAAAAGCACACAUCCUUGUAGUAGCGUUAUAUAAGAGGCAAGGAAUGUGCCAUUGAGGUGUUGAAUGUGUCCAGUUAUGGCAUGGACAGAAUCCCAAAUCAGUCAGCCCCAGACCCCAGUAGUGAACAGUGUAAGGGAUCAGCAGGAUCCGACUGGCAAUAAUAAUGAGCUCUUGAAGAAAGCACCUGAUGGAACAAUGAGUCAUCCAGUGAAUACUAUUAGUUCUUGUUCUAAUCUUACCUCCCCUCUCCCUGCUGAUUCUCCCCUUAGAAAGUUUCAAGGAAAGGAUGCACUUUCAUAUGCCAAUAUUCUUCGAUCAAGGAACAAGUUCAUGGAUGCACUAUCUCUAUAUGAAACUGUUUUGGAAACAGACACAGGCAAUGUUGAGGCUCAUAUUGGAAAGGGAAUUUGUCUCCAAAUGCAAGGUUUGACUCAGCCAGCAUUCCAAAGCUUUGCAGAAGCUAUUAGAUUAGAUCCUCAGAAUGCUUGUGCUUAUACACAUUGUGGGGUUUUAUACAAGGAUGAAGGACACUUGUUACAGGCAGCAGAGGCAUAUCAAAAGGCUAUUACUGUGGAUCCUAUGUACAAGCCUGCUGCGGAGUACCUAGCAAUUGUCUUGACAGAUAUUGGGACGAGUUUGAAACUUGCUGGAAAUGUCCAAGAAGGGAUUCAGAAAUAUUAUGAAGCCCUGAAAGCUGAUAGCCGCUAUGCUCCUGCUUAUUACAAUUUAGGGGUUGUGUACUCAGAAAUGAUGCAAUAUGAUAUGGCGCUUAGCUGCUAUGAAAAAGCUGCAUUGCAAAGACCUAUGUAUGCUGAAGCAUAUUGCAACAUGGGAGUCAUAUAUAAGAAUCGCGGUGAUUUGGAUGCUGCCAUUGCAUGCUAUGAAAGGUGUCUAGCUGUGUCGCCAAACUUUGAAAUUGCUAAAAACAACAUGGCGAUAGCUCUUACAGAUCUUGGUACCAAGGUGAAGUUUGAAGGUGAUAUACAACAGGGUAUAACUCAUUACAAGAAGGCAUUGCUUUAUAAUUGGCAUUAUGCAGAUGCAAUGUAUAAUCUUGGGGUGGCAUAUGGUGAGCAGCUGAAGUUUGACAUGGCAAUAGUGAUGUAUGAGCUUGCCUUGCACUUCAAUCCACAUUGUGCGGAAGCAUGCAAUAAUUUGGGGGUCAUUUACAAAGAUAGGGAUAAUCUUGAUAAAGCUGUCGAGUGCUAUCAGAUGGCUCUGUCAAUCAAACCUUCUUUUUCACAAUCGCUUAAUAAUCUUGGUGUGGUUUACACUGUUCAGGGAAAAAUGGAUGCUGCUGCAAGCAUGAUUGAAAAGGCUAUAAUGGCAAAUCCAACAUAUGCAGAAGCUUAUAAUAACCUAGGGGUCUUGCACAGGGAUGCAGGUAACAUCACUCUUGCAAUAGAGGCAUACGAACAAUGCUUGCAAAUAGAUCCCGACUCUCGAAAUGCUGGACAAAAUCGUCUGCUAGCGAUGAACUAUAUCUAUGAGGGAGAAGAUGAUAAGCUUUAUGUUGCACACAGGGAAUGGGGUCAACGGUUUAUGGACCUUUAUCCUCAGUACACUACCUGGGACAAUUAUAAGGAUCCUGAUCGGCCACUUGUAAUUGGUUAUGUAUCACCAGAUUAUUUUACACAUUCUGUGUCAUACUUCAUAGAAGCACCUCUUGUAUAUCAUGACUAUAGCAAGUACAUGGUGGUUGUUUACUCUGCAGUUGUCAAGGCAGAUGCAAAAACUAAUAAAUUUAAGGAUAAAGUAUUGAAGAAAGGAGGAUUGUGGCGAGACGUAUAUGGAAUUGAUGAGAAGAAGCUAGCUACCAUUAUUAGAGAAGACAAAGUUGAUAUUUUGGUGGAGCUGACUGGUCAUACAGCUAAUAAUAGGUUAGGGAUGAUGGCUUGCAGGCCUGCUCCAGUACAGGCUACAUGGAUUGGUUAUCCAAACACAACUGGUCUGCCUACCAUUGAUUAUCGAUUUACAGAUUCAUUGGCUGACCCCCCAAACUCAAAACAAAAGCAUGUUGAAGAGCUUAUUAGGUUGCCUGGUUGUUUCCUGUGUUAUACACCAUCUCCAGAAGCAGGGCCAGUUGUACAAACACCAGCUCUGUCCAAUGGAUUCAUCACUUUUGGAAGCUUUAACAACCUUGCAAAGAUAACACCGCGGGUUCUAUGUGUUUGGGCAAAAAUCUUGUGUGCAAUACCUACGUCAAGACUGGUUGUUAAGUGCAAGCCUUUUUGCUGUGAUAGCGUAAGGGCAAGGUUUCUGUCAACCUUGGAGGAACUUGGAUUAGAGUCCUUGCGUGUUGAUCUUUUACCUUUGAUUUUGCUUAACCAUGACCACAUGCAAGCAUAUUCGUUGAUGGAUAUCAGCUUGGAUACAUUUCCAUAUGCUGGAACAACAACUACAUGCGAAUCACUGUACAUGGGUGUUCCAUGUGUUACAAUGGCAGGAUCUGUGCAUGCUCAUAAUGUUGGUGUAAGCCUUCUACAUCAAGUUGGUUUGGAAAGAUUAAUUGCUCAAAAUGAAGAUGAGUAUAUCAACAAGGCAUUGGAGUUGGCUUCUGACAUUUCAUCACUUUCAUCUCUAAGAAUAAGUCUUCGGGAUCAAAUGUUGAGGUCUCAGCUUUGUGAUGGUGCUAACUUUGUUCAAGGUUUGGAGUCGAAAUACCGAUAUUUAUGGCAACGGUAUUGUGAAGGAGAUAUCCCUUCGCUAAGGCAUCAUGAUAAGGAAAGCCUACCUGAAAGGCCUACCCCCAACACAGGGGUUUCUAUUCAGGAUAUACAUAAUGAUACAAAUGUAAGAGAGAUUUUGCCUUGUAACAGUGUUCUAGCAAAUGGUGUCAAUUCUGUCACAUUCCCUGUGUCCAUUUUGCCCCCUCCUGAAGGAAAUAUAAAAGGGGAGUCAAGGCCUGUUUAGCAAUGAGGAAACUAGUAAAAACUGAUUUUAUUAGUCACCGGGGUUCCUUGUGUGCUGCAGAAUCGAGCUAUACCCAAUUGAAGAAUAUGAGAAAACAGGGUAUGGCGUCCAGCAAUUGAAGAGGGUUUUAAACCUUGAAGUAUUUGGAGCAGUUUUGGUGAAUGGUUUUGAAAGUUCCUAUGAGGCAGUUAAUGGUGUUCUGAUUCUUGCUGUUUUUUCUUCUUUUGACCAGUAAGAGGAUGGUGGAAAUGCAUGCUAUGAAGGAUUACUCUUAAGCCACGGAUUGGGUUUUUCCUUACCAGAAAUCCAAGAUAAAUGCAUAUUUAAUUGAAGAUGUAUACGUGUGUCUCAUAUUGAUUGCUAUCAAUGAUGUAAAAUACUUGAUUCAUGCUAUAUGGAGGAUUACAUUUGUUCACAUUUCUGUAAAUUUCCUCAUAGGUUCAAAAAUCAAACAUUGGAAAAUCCCUCAAAUAGGCCUUGAUUGGAAGCUUAUUACGGGGCCCCAUUAAUGUAUAUUGUAGCUGCCAGUUAUUGGCAACUAAUAUUGUUACAGGCUACUUUCCACCAAACUGUUCUGGUAUAAUCUUGGAACUUUUUUUUUUAA